Erigeron canadensis is the source of this 909-nucleotide messenger RNA. RefSeq names its product zinc finger protein 10. Lineage: Eukaryota; Viridiplantae; Streptophyta; Magnoliopsida; Asterales; Asteraceae. The record is from RefSeq and is a predicted model, not a curated record. The coding region runs from base 1 to 909 and encodes 302 amino acids. The transcript has a single exon.
AUGGAUCAGUCAAGAUAUUGGAUCCAAAAGGAAGGAGCUAGUAACUGUUUGAAUCCGCAUGUGUUAUCGUCGUUUGGCGAUUCAUGGGAAGAACAAGCGUUUGCGGAAGACGCAUCUGGACCACACGGAGGGUGCGUAUGGCCUCCAAGAUCUUAUACUUGUAGUUUCUGCAGACGGGAAUUUCGGUCGGCUCAAGCUCUUGGUGGUCACAUGAACGUUCAUCGGAGAGAUAGGGCCAGGCUCAAGCAGGUUUCGAGUCCAGAUACCAAUCAGCUGCAAGGAGUACUUCUGCUUGAACCUAAUAAUAAUAAUAAUAUUGUUACAUCUAAUUUGGAUAGAUCAUCAUGUAGUAGUGUGUUAAAAAACCCUAGUACCCCUAAUUUUGACUUGGAUCAUCAUCAUGCUCUCUUUUCAUCAUCUUCUCCAAGACCUUCUAUUCUUGGUCCUGCUUUCACUUGUUCUUUUGGUCAACAAAAUAGUACCCCUAUAUUGUCAUGGCCCAAGUUUGAACCUCAAAAAAGAUUUCAUAUUGGUAACCAAGAAAAGGGACGUUAUACACGAGUUCUUGAUCAGUCGGACUCGAUCAUUUCAAAGAAGAAUCCUCAUCAUCAAAUUGAGGUUUGUGUUGCAAGUAACUUAAAUUCACUCAUUAGAAAAAGAUGUGAGAUGCCUAUCUUGAAUGUCAACAACGACGACGAUGAUGAUGAUGAUGAUGGGGAAGAUGGUUUCAUCUUCAAGAGAAGCAGGCGGGUAGAUGAUGAUCACGACGCACGGUCUUUCUUUCCUAGAAACACUAGUAUCUUGGUAGAUGACAAAGAUGCUAAAAAAGUAGUAGUGUCACUUGAACAUAGCCCAAACUCUACUUUAGAGAACUUGGAUCUUGAGUUAAGGCUUGGUGAUCGCCCUUAA